AUGGAAAACUUCAGGAUAAUUUAUUUAUUUUAUUGCUUAUUAAUUAUUAAUUCACUAAUACCACACUUGUCACUAGGAAAUGAUGUUUCAUUAGAUAUUCCAAAUGAUAUAAAAAAUUAUUUAUAUGAUUCCCAUUUUUAUAAUUUAACUAAAAAUCUCGAAUAUAAUGAGUUUAAAUAUUUCAUGAUGGUAUAUCUUAUGAACAUAUAUGGUUGGAGUUCUUAUGUAAAACAAAAAAUGUUAUUAUAUAAUAAAAAUAAAAUGAGAAGUAUUAUCUAUGAAGAGGCAAAAAAAGAAAAUUUGGAUUUAUCAGAUAAUCAAAUAGAUGAUAUAAUUAGAAUAUCUCGUAUUAAUAUAGAUAUGUUAAGAAAAGAAAGGUCAGAUAAACAUGAAGUUAAUGAUCUUUAUUGUCUAGGGAGAAUGUUCGAUUUUCAAACUUAUAAAGGUGAGAAAUUAAAAGAAAUUAUUAAUGAUAUGAAGCAUUUUUGGAACAUUAGUGAAUUAAUCAGAGAUAAAGAUCUUGAGUGGAAAAACAAAAAGUGGGAUUUAUGGGAGUCUAGUCUUAAAGAUAAAGUUAAAAUAUUAGAUAAAAAAGAUAGUAUGCUUAAUUAUGUAUUAUUCCAUAAAAAGGCAACAAAAGAAAUUUGUCAUACUGUUUAUGAAUAUUUAAAAAAAUCAUGGGUGGAAACUUAUCGUGCUCCAUUUAUGUCAGAAUUUCAUGAUUUUAUUUAUAAGUCUUUAGAGGAAUUCAAAGAAAAUAAAGAUACAAAUGACAAAAAUAAAGAGGAAGUAAAUGAAAUAAAUUAA
Plasmodium relictum is the source of this 807-nucleotide messenger RNA. RefSeq lists its product as hypothetical. The record is from RefSeq and is a predicted model, not a curated record. Lineage: Eukaryota; Apicomplexa; Aconoidasida; Haemosporida; Plasmodiidae. The transcript has a single exon. The coding region runs from base 1 to 807 and encodes 268 amino acids.